This is a messenger RNA of Mobula hypostoma (lesser devil ray), 4122 nucleotides long. It is a transcript of the gene smpd4, whose product is annotated as sphingomyelin phosphodiesterase 4. The transcript has 19 exons. Bases 2 to 2524 code for a protein of 840 amino acids. The record is from RefSeq and is a predicted model, not a curated record. Lineage: Eukaryota; Metazoa; Chordata; Chondrichthyes; Myliobatiformes; Myliobatidae. Gene Ontology annotation, biological process: ceramide biosynthetic process; glycerophospholipid catabolic process; sphingomyelin catabolic process. Gene Ontology annotation, molecular function: sphingomyelin phosphodiesterase D activity.
CAUGUUGAUGACGUCCGCGCGGCGGGAGAGCAGGUUGACCAUGUCGGGCCUGUCGUUGCAGCCGCCCAGCUACCUGUUGGCUCUUCUUAAAGCAGAUGGUGUGAACAAGUCGAUAGUUCAGAGAUGCCUAGACUUAUCCAAGGUGAUAGAAGACUACUCUGCCAAGGAGCUCCAUUUAAUUUUCCCGUGGCUAGUGGAGGCGAUCUUUGGGAACCACGAUGGGAUGGCUGUGGGCUGGAAUUUGUGCUACUUGCAGUGCCGAAAUAAUCCAAGUGAUUAUGCAGCCGUGGUAGAGUUCCUGGAUCCCAGUGGUCCAAUGAUGAAGUUGGUUUACAAGCUGCAUGCUGAAGAUUACAAGUAUGAAUUCUCCGUUGUGUACCUUCCUGGUCCUGUGAAGGCAUCACUCCAAGAAGGUGUCCUGCCCGAUUCCCCACUGUAUCACAACAAGCUACAGUUUCCGCUGUCGGGAAUGGCCAGUCCCAGUCUCAGUCUCUCCCUCAAUCCCUUUGAAUAUUAUUUCUUCAAUUUUGCUAGGCACCUUACUGCACCACGGAAUUGCCCCCCAGGACAGCUCUUCAGCACCUCAGACAGUGCCUAUUUUGUGGUAGUUGAUCAGUAUCUGAAGUACUUCCUGCCAAUAGAAGGCAAUGUGCCACCGUCGCCGUUCAUGAAUGCUUGUGGCACCGUCUCUCCUCCGGCACCAAGAACUCAGAGUGUCCCAUUCACCUCCUAUGGUGGGCCCCACACCAGCCUACUGAAACGUUGUAUAUCCCACCAACCCUCGGUCACCACCGACCCAGCCGCACAAGAAAUCUGGAGAUCAGAGACGUUGCUUCAGAUCUUUAUUGAAAUGUGGCUUCACCAUUAUUCUCUGGAAUUGUAUCAAAAAAUGCAGUCUCCCCACAUCAAGUUGGAAGUGCUACAGUACCGCCUGGGUAUCUGCAGUACGCAGUACCACACUGCGUCACCACUGCCUGGCCACAGCACCUUCCACACCUACCAAGAACCGUUUACUCCAUCAGAGGAGCACGUGCUGAUGGUGCGGUUGCUGAUCAAACAUCUCCACUGGUUUUCUAGUAGCAUCAAACAGGAGCAGGCUUCACCCUCUGCUCAUUCCCACCCUGGCAGCCCACUGGAGGACUUCAAGAGAGCCGCAAUUUCGUGCUUCUUUCAGCAGAAUCUCUACGUGUUUCUGCAACAGUGCUUCACCCAUUGGCCACUGGAUGCCUCCUUCAGAGCUGUUUUGGAAACGUGGCUCAGCUUUCUGCAGCCUUGGAGGUACGCAGUGGACAAAGCACUUGGCGUGGAGUCUGCUGAUCGCACUGUACCUGACAAAUGGGCCUCCUUUGUACAGGACAACUUGCUAAUGUUCACAAAACUCUUCCAAAGCUUCCUCAAUCGGGCUUUGCGCACUGAUCUUGUCAGCCCCAAGAAUGCAUUGAUGGUGUAUCGAGUGGCCAAGGUCUAUAGCCAGCCCAACCUUGCCGACAUGAUCAAGGAAGCGGAGCGUCAGUUUAUGGAGCCGGAUCCAAUACACCAUCCGAGGCAGCACCGUGUGUUUGCCUCACCAGCCUUUGGUAGCAGCUUCGUAUCCACCUGGCAUUCUCCAGUGGCCGACACCACCUUCCGGGUAAAGGGCCACGUCUAUAACCUGGAGGGCCAGGACUGUGUCUACAAGCAAAUGUUCGGACCCGAAGUCAGGGGCCUGGUAAUGAAGCUAGCUCAUCUGAUAGCACAGGCCAAGCAGACAGCGAAAUCCAUCUCUGACCACACUUCCGAGCAGUCCACGGGCCACUCGCUCAUGUCCUUACUGGGCCUUUCCACCUACAACUUCAACACUUCUGUUUAUGGAAGCAAUGAUUUGGAUGACCUGGGACCGGAUGAGAUACGGAAAACAGACGAAUAUUUGGAAAGGUCGCUGGAGUACCUGUGUCAAGUGUUCAAGCUCAGCACCCCUCAGCUGGCACCGCUGGCACUGAAUGUGGGAACGGGCAGUGACGAGAAUGGGAAGCACCAGCUGCCCGAUUACAUCCAGGCGGAGGACAGGCUGAUGCUGACCCAGCUUGGACGUUACCAGAUCAUAAAUGGUCUCCGAAGGUUUAAUGUGGAAUACCAGGGUGAUCCUGAGCUCCAGCCGAUUCGCAGCUACGAGAGCAGACUGUUAGUGCGGCUGUUGUACCGACUGUCGUGUGCCAUUAACCAGCGGUUUUCUGCUGAGAUGGAGACCCUGUGUCAGCAGCAAGGUGUUUUGGGAAAGGUAGCCUGCUAUUACCUGACCAGCCCUGACCAGGCCCAGAAGUUCAGGUCCGUUCCGCUGACACAGCGGCCUCCUCGUCAGCCCCGUCUCAGCCUGCGUUUCUUGGGCAGUUACCGAACGCUCUUCUCGCUCUUCCUCUGCAUGGUCAUUGGUGCCACGCUCCAUCUGAACCCUCUGACCUCCAUCAUCCUCAUCCUAACUCUGUGGUUUCUCUACGGCGUGGUCUGGGCCCUGUGCUCAGUCCCAGCAAAGCCCCACCAGCAAUGAGUACCCAGCAUUUCCUCGCCAAUGCACUGGAGGCAAAUUUAGGAUCAAAGCCAAGGUUUUCUAAAUGAUUUUUGAACAGUCCUUACUGUUGUAAAUGUGGAGAGAACUAUUUAUUUUUACAAUGGUGUUGUUUGUGACCAUGUUCUAUCAUAAUUUUAAUAUUCAAUACAAUAUAACCUGUGAAGUUCUGGACCAGAAACACUGAGGAAGUUUACUGAUUGUUGUAUUCAAAUGGAGCAUCUGCAUUUGGAUUUCCUCCCCACCCAGCAAUUUGUUUCUAAGCCCUGGAUUUUGGCUUUGCCUCCGCUCAAACCAAGCCUUGCUGGCCAGUUCUUGCUACACAGCAUUGACGCUGUGCUGAAGAUAUGCAGCUCACACGGCAGGCAGGGUUGCUGGAACUCGUUCUGCAGCAUGUCACAAACUCCGCAGGAUGGUUCUCUUGAUUUUUGUGCGUAAUCGUAAUUGCUCAAUGAGUCAGGAUAUAAGCUAGAGCUGGGAGCAAGUGCAAUGAGAGUGAGACACUGCAUGAUUCCUUUCAGGCCAUUUGGCCUGGCGAGUUUAUACUGGCUCACAUUCGCAACAAUCCCUAUCACUAGGGGUGGGUUAGCCUCAAACCCCAUGCAAUCACAACAUCUGAAGCUGGGUUUACCGUGCUGGUAAUCCCUGGGAAAAUGAGUCUGUCUGAGAACAGCUUGAAAACUGCACUGGUUCACCAGCUUCCGAGAUGGUGCAACUCACACAAAAUACUGCAGGAACUCAGUGGAAUGAAUAAAGAGUCAAGACCUUCUUCAGGACUGGCAAAGGGGGAAGAUUGCAGAAUGAAAAGGUGGGGUUGGGGGAAAGGAGGAUAGAUAGAUGGUGAUGGGUGAAGCCAGGUGCGUAGGGGAGGUGAAGGGCUGGAGGGGAAGGAAUCUAGUUGGAGCAGACAGUGGACCUUAGGAGAAAGGGAAGGAGGAGGGGUCUUGGGGGAAGUGAGAAGAGAUGAGUUCUGAGUGGCGAAUAGGGGAGGGGAGGGAAGUUUACUGAUGUUCGUGCCUGUAGCUGAAUGAUACCAGGCUGCAACUCCAGCCAGAUUCACUGUGGUGCUGCCGUACUGACCCUGGGCUCACUCCAUCUCCUUGAUGGCUUCCUGACCCCUUUAAAUCCAGCUACCCACAGAAACCUGUCUCCCUCUGACGCUUUGAUAUGAGAUUCUGCCAGAUGCUGUAAAUCUUAAGCAAUACACACAAUAUGCUCCAGGAACUCAAAGUCAGGCAGCAUCCAUGAAGGGGAAUAAACAAUGUCUUGACCCAAGACACAUUUAUCAGAGACCUUCAUUAGUUUCAAUGAACGGUCUCUGUCCCAAACAUCAACUGUUUACUCCCCUCCUUGAUUCUGCCUAACGUGCUGAGUUCCUCCUGGACAGUUGUGUGUAUCUGCCCCUUCUCUGGUUCCAUUAUAACGUUACUGACCAGCAGGUCCACAGCAGACCCUGUCUACUGCAAAUUAGUGAAAGCAGAGCUGUUGCUGCCUCGGGAUGUCUUCUUCCCCACAAUGUUGUUGCUUAGCUCCAGGGAGUUCCCUACAGCAGCCUAUAGUGUUUUUAAUUAAAUAAAGAA